Molecule: messenger RNA, 662 nt
Organism: Liolophura sinensis
Lineage: Eukaryota; Metazoa; Mollusca; Polyplacophora; Chitonida; Chitonidae
Exons: 3
Coding region: 69-662 (197 amino acids)
Source: RefSeq, a predicted model, not a curated record
ACUGUUUCAACCAAUCGGGAACAAGAUACCAUUAUUCGACGGCAGAAGCAGAGCCAGCCUGGUCAAAAAUGGCGGCAACGUCUCGGAGUAUCGUGGAUAAAGUAUCAGAUAAAGAUUUUGAUGCGCGUACAGUGGACAUGGGGUUGAAAAACAUCUGGAGGUGGGAUUGGCUUGAACGGAAGGUCAAAGGGGAAUACGUGGGAAAAUUCACGAGGAAGAUAACAUCCGCCGGUUUGGCUUUCUGCGAGUUGUGCCACAAAGAUGUGCAUUAUGGGGGUUGCGGAUGGAAGGCGCUAGCACAGCACAUCGGCCAGAAAAUUCACAGAGAUAACCUGAAAUUACGGUGGUCUAACUACAGUCUAUCUGCUGCUUUUGGACAAAAGUCAACAGAUUCCAAGGCUCCUUAUGGUAUACACCCAAUGUUUAAAGCUGCUGCUGCAAAGGCCCCUGAAGGAGCUUCUGCUGAAAUUGCCACACCAUUAGAGGACAGAAUCGUCAAUCAAGAAGCAAUGCUUUUGGCAUUCACGGCUGAAUAUUCCUUAUCAUUUGCCAUUGUUCCUAAUCUUAUUCAGUUGGCGAAAACCUUAUCUCACGAUAAAAGGGCACUGGAACAUCUAGAAAUGUCACGCACAACUGCUUCCUACAAAAUCAGAUUUAAAUAA